Messenger RNA from Cloeon dipterum, 6099 nucleotides. RefSeq names its product cytokine receptor-like. Lineage: Eukaryota; Metazoa; Arthropoda; Insecta; Ephemeroptera; Baetidae. Bases 357 to 3884 code for a protein of 1175 amino acids. The record is from RefSeq and is a predicted model, not a curated record. The transcript is spliced from 21 exons. Gene Ontology annotation, molecular function: protein binding.
AACGCUGUGCGGAGUUGCAUGUUUCUCUACCUUGAGUCGAGUUUACGACCAUCGCGCUGCUGUAAAGUCUCGAUAUUAGUGUGCUAAAAGUUGAAUAUCGGCCGUCCGAGUGCGUCGUGGCCCCGAUCGCGGAGCCGCACCGAUCCGUGAGUCGACUCAGGUAGUGCGUGGCGCCGUCGCUGGCGCCGAAAUCAGCCGAUCAAGGGGCACCGCGGUGUUAAGCAAUCGUCGGGAGCCGUUCCUCGCCCCUUCUGCUGGUGAUGCACAUUGCUGUGCCGAGCGGCCCGCAGCCAUCAGGACUCAAUUUGUGACUGGUUUCCGAUGAAGCGACCCGAGGAAUCAGACUGUUAAAAUCAAUGGCUUGCAGUGAGACGGUAUGUCUUGUGCUACUGGCCGUUCUUUUGCUGCCCUGCGUGUCCAGCGGCUGCAUGUUCGGCAUCCCAACUCUGGGAGCGACUUAUCCUGCCGGAGAUAUCUUUCUGGAGAAAGGCCAGUCGUUGAAGAUCACGUGCAAGCUGGACGAAGUAGAUAAUGUGACGAAUGCGAACAAAAUAUUUUUCACUGACGGCAAUGAACGGGUCCCGAAGCGCUUUGUCAACGUGAUAGAUACGUCAACUGCCAAAUUGUCGAUUCCCAACAUGACCCUUACCAAUCAUUCGGUAUACUACUGCAGACUCCAAACAAUGGACAAAGUCGUCUGCCUCAACCAAGUGGUUGUCGGACUGAAACCGCAAGAACCGCAAAACGUAACUUGCAUCUCCAAAAACUGGGAAACAUUUACAUGCAAGUGGGACAAGGUGGAUCACUACACACCCACAACCUACACUAUUCUCUACACCCUGGCAGGGCGAGGCAGCAGAAGUCAACUACUCCGAUGUCCAACGGAUAGUGACAAGAGGAACAACACCUGCACAUGGGAUUUCUCCACGAGCCCAAUCUACAGAACGGCUCAUGAGUUCUACACCAUCACCUUGGCCGGUUACAAUGCACUGGGAAACGUCACCUUCCCGCCUAUAAGGUACCAUCACUACGCACACGUGAUACCAAGACCUCCCGAGAACCUGCGUGCGCAAAACGUGACGUCGCACAGUGUGACGCUCAAAUGGGCAGUGGCGUAUCCCAUGCAGAUUUUUCCUCCAGGUCUGAUCACCAGGGUGGAGUUUAGACACAAAUGGAUACCCGAGGGCCAGUGGAUCACUGUGAACACAACCAAUUUGCCUUAUAACCCUGUCAAUAUGACGCUGCAUAUCACUAAUUUGCCGUACGCACACACGAACUACACUAUUCGAGUGCAACACAAGUCACAAAAGGCGCAAGACAAAGGCUACUCAGAGCCAGCCACCGUCAAUAUAACGACUAAAUCCGAGAAGCCAACCGCGUCUCCCAAGGUGGACAUGGGCGGUUUCGAGAAUGAGAAGCCAAACGACGCGUCUUUACGUAAUAUCUACCUCUACUGGGAGCGUAUCCCAGAGUGCUUGUACAACAGUGACGACUUUGAGUAUCAAAUCGAGAUUGAGGAGGAGAGUGGCGCACUACUCGAUAUCGUCAAGGCUGACAAAACCUCGUCGUACAUCAAAAUCAAGGGCCUCUUGCAUGAUGCGUACACGUUUAAAAUAUACGCAAGGAACAACCUCGGUGUGGCGGAUGCUCCGUCCGUGAUCAAAGUGCCACACUAUAAAUCUUGUAAACCCUUUUGCAUCAAGGGGCCGUUGGCUUUCACAAAAAUCGAAUACGAUGACGGAGUUACUGAGCUGUCGUGGAACGAACCUGACACUCCUGGCCUCGGGGAACUCUCUGGCUUGUUACCAAUCGUUGACUACACUAUUUUCUGGUGCGAAAACUCAAAGGAUAAGGCAUUCCAGUGCACUGGAUCCAUGAACUGGAUUCGCGUUCCGGCCAAUGCCAACUGGCACAACGUGACCAUUCCUGAUAAGAACCGUACUUACCAAUUCGCCAUAUCAGCAAACAGUAAAAAUCAGAGCUCUGGCCUAUCGUGGACAGUUUGCACUGUCGCACACGACAAAGUCAUUGAGGGAUUGACCCAAGUCGGCUUAAGCAAGGUCGGCUCCACCUUCUUGGAGAUCUCCUGGAACCUUCAAUGCUCCCACCGAAUUGGGCAGGUUCUAGGCUAUAAUUUCCGCUACUGUCCCAUUAUCCCAGCACAGCUGAGAAACUGCAAAGAGCCGUCCAAAGUCCAGUUUGUGCCAGGAGACGCUAACACGGAACUUGGCAACAUCACAGGCUUGAUGCCGUACACAGCCUACAUGUACAACUUGACGGUGCUGAGCAUGGGUGGUGAGGGUGUAGGAGAAACGGAGUUCGCCACCACCCUGGAGGCAGCACCCGAGCCUCCGAGAGACCUUAAGGCCACCUACGUGACCAAUUCGACAAUCCAUAUCUCGUGGUUUCCACCGGCCAGGUCCAACGGCAACAUCAAGUACUACGAGGUCAACUACACGCUUGGCACAACCAAAAUCGACGGCAUCUUCACGUCAACCGGUCUGUAUGAUCUUCCAAGCUUUACAAACAUGUCCAUCUACGUGAGGGCCUGCACGAUUGCCUGUUCUAACAAAUCUAACGUCAUCAUGACUAGAACCUUGAUUGGGACCCCUAGCAAGAUAGAUAUGGUGCAUCUGAGGCGACAGUUGAACGAAUCCAACGUCAAGGUCAGCUGGAAUGAACCUGUGAAUCGUGCAGGCUACAUCGACUUCUACCAACUGUGGGUCGAGGAGCAUGGAAAAAAUGUGUCGGAUACACCCUACACAGUUAGCAAUCAAACGAACCAGUUGGUUAGCAUACCUGACUGCUCUGGGGACAAGCCGCUGGUGUACACCUUCCGCGUGCGUGCAGUCAACAAAGACGAGUACAAUCAGUCACAAUAUGGCCCAUGGUCCGAUCCCAGGGAGGAAAACUGCUACAGCUCAGGAUUCCCCUCUACCGAGGUCAUCACAGUUUUCACGAUCUUCGCGGCUGUCAUCCUGAUCUCGGUGGUCUGGUGCUACGGCAAAAGGUUCUGGAUCUGCCUGGAGAAGAUGCGCAACGUGCCAGUGGAGCUGCCACCUGGGCUGGACCCCUCCUCGCAAACGUUUGCGCCAACCCAAAAGUCACCAUUGGACUCGAGCAAACCCACGCCUGAAGACAUUGACGACUCGGAGAUGCUGCUGACCAAGUCAGAGAGGCACGGUCGCAACCCGAGUGGAGACAGCUCUGGCUGCAGCUCUGCGGGUAACAACGACAGCAUUUCACUCACGUCGAAUCGGCAAAUCUCGACCGAUUCAGGCACCGAGGCUGAUCAGCUGACUGAAGGCGACUCAACGCAGGUGCAGGUGCACGUUGAGAUGGACCCUGUUGACGCAGUGCGAAACUGGCAGGUCAUGCCGGACAAGUUCACACCGGACCAGUCAAACCAGCAGAUAGAGAUGCUCUCGUGCAUGCAGACGUACUGCAAAAUUGGAGAGGCCAACACAGGUGAUAUGGCUACUACUGGGCCCUACAUCAUGCUCGGCGAACAGCAGCAGCCUCCGCAGGAAAACAACAAGGGCAGCAAUGGCUAUGUCACCGUUGAGCAGGUCGACCUGAUGCUGUCUAGGCAGGAUUCCAAUGGGUACUCGGCGGCGCCACCUAACGGUUUCAUGCUUCGCAAGGGCUCGACCUCGACUGCGGAUGAAACACCAAGUUCCUGCUCGUCAUCGACGUCGUCUGCGCCGGCCUCGCCAACCAUGCCCCAGGCGGCGCUGAACGGCUACGCCAAAGUGGGCGACCCGGGGCCACCGGCGCCGCCGAAAAGUGCCAACAGCUCAGGUUACGUGGCGCUGGGCGACGUGAACCUGAGCUUCAAGCCGCCUCAGCACGAGGACGAAACUCCUAAGAUAAAGCAGUGUUGAGAGAGGAGAGAGAGAGAGGACAUUGCGCUAGUGCGAUGCAUAACUCAGGACAUCAUGACUUUUUUUUCUCUUAGAAUUUAAUUGUGCCGACGCAUUCUUUUGGUUCGGAGUGCUCGAUUUUUCUCCAUAGCUUUUAACGUUUUAAGAAAAGACUGACAUAAUUUUUAUAUUUUUGCUCCACUCUGGACCCAUCUGACGAGGAACGUGUUAGGAUUCUGCGAUUUAGUUGCGACACAUUCUCAGCAAUGUUUACAAAGAUUUGAGACCAUGCUAGUAAAUGAAAAAUAAAAGUCCCUAUUGGAUUUAGAUCAUGGAAAUUACUAAAUAAUGAUUCAACUGAAGAUUCCCUAUUUUUUCGCAGAGAAAGAGAGAACUCAAAAAUGUGAGUUAUUAAAAACUCUUUAACCAACGAGAAUAAUGUCUUGAUUUUUAUUUUCUUAACAAGAAUACAAAAUUCCUUUUAAAAAAUGCUCAUAUGUGCUGACUUUUCAAUUUUGAAAGCCCAAUGAAGAAAUUGAAAGAAUUCUAGUUUCCCCUUAUAUUUUAUGGUAUUUCAAUACCGAUAUUUUAUUAGGAAACUUAAUUAGUCUAAAUGAAACAUUUUAUUCAUUUCGCAGAUUCCUAUCAAACGUUUUUCAUAGGUUUAGAUAUAUUUUUAUCAAAACCUUUGAAUGUUGGAUAAAAAACGUGCGAAAUUCCUAAAAUUUUAAAAGUAAAAGCAGUUUUGCUUUGUAAUGCACUGAAUAAACUCGAUAAACUCAAAUAAAUUUUAUAUAUUAUAAUAUACAGCAUGUCAAAAGCAAAACUAUUGGUAAAUUCAUUUCACACAUUAAAAUCCUUAGAAAAAAGAAAUUUUAUUGUUCUUUGUGCGAAACUAAACGCUAACUAAACACAAAAAUAAUGAGUUUUGAAUCGUAACACGUUCCUCGUUUAAAAAUAAAUAGAAUUAAUAUUGUGUUGUCGCCAUUCGAUCGUUCGCUUGCUUACUUUCCAGCCCCCAAAAUCAAAGUACUUAGGCGCACUCGAAUAAGUUGCGACGAAAACGAGCAGUCUGAACCCGAAGUCGGCCGCGACGACGAGUGUUUGAUCGUUCGUUCGUCUGUGUACGUGUGCCAGCCAGCGAAUUUACGUUGCUCAUUCGGGUGCCUUUCGGGUGACGCGGCUCGCGAACUGAACUGAAACCAGAAAUCGGGAACCACCAACCAACCACACAUCUUGCCAACCAACACACAUGUCUAUUUGAAUGUGUACCUGUUUCACGCAGCUCUUAUUUAUUUCCCUGACUGCUCGCAUUGUGCGCGCGUCGGCUUCAACGAGGACCAUUCGAAGUACCUCGUGCCUGACGCGGAGCAUUUUUAGUUCCUACUAUGUAGGCGUAAGGUUUUUUUCAUCUUAAGUCGGCUUGCAACUCGUGUGUGCAUUAGCUACGCUUAUUUCAAUCGUUUCUUCAAGUUCUCGUCAGAUUGCAAGCCAUCAUUUGUAAAUAGUUAAAAAUAGGAUUUCCCGAUUCCCUCACUCCCCCCCUUUCACCCCCGCGUUACAUCGUCGUUUGUCUAUAAUACACUCCCAUCAUUUUUAUCGUCUCUCACUUGCCAUAUAACAAUUUUAUUUAUUGUAAGAAGAAACUAAUAUAACUGAUGAACAAAAACAUCAAAGAGCCGGCCGAUUAAACUUUACACAUACACGCUCCAGAGUUGUGACGCAAUUGAAACGAAUUGGAUCUGCCUCCAAAUUAGAUGAUAUUUGUAAUUUGGAACACGUAAAAAGCGGUGCCUUUACACAAGUGAAACAAUAGUGCAGAAAAUACUACUAGCGCGGCAGAGGAACACUAUAUUUACAAGCAGACUAAAAAUAAAACUAUUUAUACACGGAGAAGGCUUUCCGUUUACGCUGAUUCUCAAUUUUGCUCAAAACCGAACGAAACUUUGGCAGAUAUUUCGCGCAUUCACACAUACACACACAAACGCAUACAACAUUUUCCCUUCUCGUACGUUGCAAGUUUCCGAGGCAAUAAGUGUCACUUACUAUGUCUAAAUAAUGCUGUUUGUUUCGUCGUGUUAACGAAAAUAAAUGGUUUUUAAAGUAAAACUUCAACAUUGUGUGAAUGUCAUUUGUUGAAGGAGAAAGAUUUUUACUGUGACAUGUUUCCUCAAAUUUUGCUGUAAGGAAUUGAUGAAAACCGACAAGAUUAAUAAACAUGAAAUGAAUAUAAUAA